Messenger RNA from Vespa mandarinia (Asian giant hornet), 4548 nucleotides. RefSeq names its product partitioning defective protein 6 (gene par-6). Gene Ontology annotation, molecular function: protein binding. Gene Ontology annotation, biological process: centrosome cycle. Lineage: Eukaryota; Metazoa; Arthropoda; Insecta; Hymenoptera; Vespidae. The record is from RefSeq and is a predicted model, not a curated record.
AGAAGUGUGGCAAAUAUGCAGAGGGCGUUAUUUUUCGACGCAAACAUUCAUGACCUAUCGAGAUCCAUAAGAUCAAAAGUUUUACAGCAUUUUUGAAUUUUUAAUACUGUUACGUAUAUUAUUACGUAUAUCUUCUCACUGCCUUAGAUCAUGUCAAAGAGCAAAAUUCAACAUCAAGUUGACAAUGGUAUUGUAGCUGUUAAGAGUAAGUUUGAUGCUGACAUUAUAAGAUUCUCAGUUCGAAGAAAUGAGCCUAUCAGUUAUGAAGAUUUUAGAAAGCUAUUAGCAGAACGUCAUGAUAUUGGUCCUGAAUUAAACUUUCUUAUUUGGUAUACGGAUCCAACAGAUGGAGAUUUAUUGCCUAUUAACAAUGACAACAAUUUGGCGAGAGCAUUACUUGCUGCAAAGCCACUUCUUAGAAUAUUCAUACAAAGGAAAGGUGAUGGAUUGGAAGAUAUAAAUGGAUAUGGUACAAUGAAACCAAAAAAUUUAAUUUCAAGUAUACUUGGUGGUACUCCUGGCAAACCAAAGUCUUUGGCAAUAUCAAACCCACAUGAUUUUCGGCAGGUAUCUGCGAUCAUUGAUGUGGAUAUAUUACCUGAAACUUGUCGCCGUGUUCGACUUUUAAAACAUGGGUCAGAUAAACCAUUAGGUUUCUAUAUUAAAGAUGGUGAAAGUUUUCGAAUAUUGCCACCAUCAGCUGGAGGUGGAAUUGAAAAAGUACCAGGAGUCUUUAUUAGUAGAUUAGUACCAGGUGGUUUAGCAGAAAGCACUGGUCUGUUAGCAGUAAAUGAUGAAGUAUUAGAAGUUAAUGGAAUAGAAGUUGCUGGAAAGACUCUUGAUCAGGUCACUGAUAUGAUGAUAGCAAAUUCUUCAAACCUCAUAAUAACAGUUAAACCUGCCAACCAACGAGCCGCUCUUGCAGCACCACGACGUGGUUCCUUUUCACGUAAUAGCCAAUUAUCAUCAGGAAGUCAUCAAUCAACACAAAGUGCAGCUACAGGUAGUGAUGAAGAUGCAGAUGAAAUUUUAGAUUUAACAGGUGUCACACUUCAUGAUGAGGCAGCAACAUCUGUAUCUCAACAUCAUCAUUUUCAUCAACAUCAUCAUCAUCAAAAUCAUUUUAAUCACGACCAGGGGGUUUUGCAUCUGUAGAUAAAAGGUAAACUAAAAAUUGAAUUAUAUCAUUUCAAAAGAUUAGCAUGCAUGAUAUGAAAGUAUUGAGGUACAUUACUAUCAUGAACAGAAUUGUAUAUUUUGUGCUCUCUUAAAUCUAUGUAUUGUUUUAUAUUAUAUUAUACUAUAUAAUAUAAAAUAUUAAUAUUACGUAAUUCUUUUGCUAUUUGUAAUGAUAGUAACGAAAUUUCAAUAUUUCCUUGAUUCUAAAUAUUCAAUAUUUGCUUAUAUGAAAAAUUAAAAAAGAAAUCACUCGAUGAUACAUAUAGUAUAAAUAAAUAAUGUCAUUGACAAUAAAGGCAGCAAAGUAAUUAUAAAAACAGUUUUUUAUAAUAUUACCAUUUUUAUUAAAACUGUUUUUAUAUAUCUUGAAUAAUAAUCUAUAUAUAACAUACUAAAAAAAAUAUUGAAAAUUAGAAGAUAAUAUAAAGUAUUUUUUACAUGCAAAUGUCUUUCAAAAAAAUAAACAUUUUCUUAAUUUAAUAAUAGCUUAACUUUAUAUAUAUACAGUCAGGGACAAAAAUAAGUGGGCAGGUACUAGAAAUAGAUAUUAAUGAAGUUUAAUUAAAUUAACAUGACUGUUAUAUUCUUAAGUUUAUUUAUUAUAUAUUCUUGUAGGAUAUACAUUAUUCAAUAAUUAAUUGAAUUUCAUAUUUAUAUUUUUGUGUAAACAAGCUAUACUAUUUGUCAAGAGAUAAAAAUAAGUAGACACAUAAUACAAUACGUAAUAAACUAGAUAAUAAAAUUAAUACUUGAUAUUGUCACCUUUUGAAAGUUUUGACUUGAAUCCUAUUAAGAAUCUAUGGAGUUUACUAGAUGUGAAAGCGAAACAAUAAGAUGGAUUUUAUCAGAAGUUUACAAUUAGUAUUUAGAAAUAUUAAUAAAGAUUAUAUUGAAAAUUUAAUAAAAAGUGUUCGACGACAUUUGGAUCUAGUAAUUAAAGCAAGAGACGUGAAUACCAAGUAUUAAUUUUAUUAUCUAUUUUAUUUAUUAUGUAUUAUGCAUCCACUUAUUUUUGUCUCUUAACAAAUAGUUAACAUUUUUGUUAUGUACGAUUUAUUUAUACAAAAAUGUAAAUACGAAUUUCAAUUAGUUACAGAAUAAUGUAUAUACUAUAAGAAUACAUAAUAAAUAAAACUUAAGUAUAUAACAAUCAUGUUAAUUCGAUCAAAUUUCAUCGUUAUCUAUUUUCAGUACUUAUCUACUUAUUUUUGUCUCUGACUGUAUUUAUGAAUAAUAGAAGUGAUGUGUAAAAAUUCCUUAAAUUAAUAAAAAUAAUAAUCCUUUAAAUUAAUGAAAAUAAAUUCUAAGCAAGGACACAUAUAUACAUUGCUUUUUUGAUACAUAGCAAGUAAAUAUUAUAAUUAGCAUAGUACUUUAUAAAAUUCAUUAGAAUAUAAAUAUACAUUAUUAUAAUGAACAAACACAUACAAUCAAAUUUACACUUAUAUCAAUUAAAAAUAGUAAUUUAUUAUAAAAUAUUACCAUGACAUAAAAACAAAGUUAAAGCAAUAUUAUUCAAGAACUAUCUUUUUGCUAUUUCUAUUACUUCAUAAAUUUUUAAAAAGUGCCUGAUUAUUAUUAAGAAACUAAUAGAUUUUUCAUUUUACUCUAAUAUCUAAUAAAACAAAAUACAAUAUAUAUAUAUACAAAAAGUAUCUACUGAUAAAAAAGGUUGUGAUAUAAAAAUAGUAAUCAAAGAGAGAAAUGUGUUGCAAGUGCAAAAAUAUAUAUUUUGUUAUGUGUUCCUUAGAAUUUGUUUAUACUUAUUAGAAAGAACUUAUAUAAAUACGUACGAACUAAUUAAAAGGAAAUACAAAAUAAUGAGAAGUAAAACACAAAAUAUGCAAUUCAUUUUUAUGCAUGUCACAUCAUACUUUCAUUCAUGUUAAUCAGUCAUACAAGUAUUAAAACUUUAAUGAUGUACUUAAUCAUUUGAUACUACUUAAAAAGUAGAUCAAUAUGAGGAAAAAUUAAAUUUCUUUUUUAUAGAAGUACUUAGUUUUACUAAAUUAUAUUUUAUAGCAUAACUUAGACGAUGCAAUGGAAAAAGACACUCAUAAAUAUUGGUAUUGAUCGUAUUGUAAUAAUUUGCUUGCUUUUAAGAAUAUUUACUUGUAUAUAAUGCAAAAAAUUAAAUUCAAUAAUUUAAAUUAUCAUUAUGUGUAAAAGAGGUCUUUAUAUAAUAACAGAAUUGUAAAUAAUUGAUUAUCAACUGGUAUAUUAAUAAAAAACGUACAGAGGGAGCAUAUUUUUAAUCAGAUAAAUAGGUGUACUGUAACAGAGUGGCCUUAAAUGUAAAUCAUUCCAAAUAUCAUUUUUUACGUGAAUAUAUUGAAUAUUAUGGGAUAUCAAUACACGCCUAUUCGUGUAUCUACUCUGUUUAUUCUACAACAUGUUGAAAGUGUUGAAGUUUUUGAAUUUUAAUUCCAUUUUUAUGAAUGUUAUUUAUUAUCUAAUUGAGAGUUAGGUAUGAGCUAUAAUGUAUUGUAUAAUUAGUAGGCAUAAAAAUUAUGAAACAUGGCAAAUUAAGAACUUAUGCAUAUAAAAUAUCAUGUGCUCUUCCAUUAUUUCCUCAUUGAUUAAAAAGUAAUAGUGUGAAUAAUAUCACAUUCCACUUCUUUAGUACAAUGGAGCACAUAAUUUCAUCACUGCAAAAAAAAUAUUUUAUACAUUCGAUGAAGCAAUUUUUUUUUCUUGUUCAGAUGUAUAAAUAAGUGAAUUACAGAAAUUAUAUUCAGUGCUUGUUAUUCAAUUGUUCUUUAUUAUAUUUAAACUUUCACAUUAAAAUUAUAUUAUUUAAUAUAUAGUGAACAUAAAAAGUACUUGUAGAACAGCUAAUUUCAUCUUAUUACUUUUAUAAUUACAACAUAAUAUAAAGUUUAAGUAAAAUUAAUUGCUAUAUAAAUACUUUUUAUGUUCACCAUAAAUUUUUGCCAUGGAUACUCAUUCUACCACUGUAGUAUUGAAGGUUUAACAUAUCAUGUAUCAUAUAUUAUACUCCAGAGAAUAUAACUUUUAUUUACGUUAAUAACAUUUAUAAUCAGUGUAAUUUGAAUAUAAGCCAGAAUAUCUUUUAAAUAAAAUCAUGUGAAAAUUUUGGUGGACGGAUAUAGUAUAUGUAUAAAAUUAUCGUGUGUUUAUGUACACAGUGUGUCUAUAGAUGCAAUGAGUUAUGUUCGAUUUAACAAAGAGCAAUAAAAUAAAAUCUUAUUUCGUUAAUAUUAUGGAAAAAGUAAAUGAGAAGAAGGGAUGUAGAAAUCUCGUUGCUGAAUUAUUCUAUAAAUAUACUGUAUAUGUCAUUUAAAGCAAGCAGCUUUUGUACUUAAUUAGAAUAUAUAUUAAAGAUGUGAAAGAGUAUAUAACUUGAAA